AUGCUACAAACGGCGCCGUUCUUCGUAACAUUCUUCCUCUACAUCUUCCGCCUCCUCUUCAGGAACCCACCGCCGAAACCCCUCCGCCGCAGCCUCAGCCUCAGCCACCCCUACGCCGCCGUCCACUCCGGCACCAAAACAACCUACCACAAGUUCUCAUCCCUCCGCCGCGACGACGACCCCAACCCCACCACCGCAGUCGUCAUCGACGUGGAAGGAGCUCUCCUGAAAUCCACCUCCAUGUUCCCUUACUUCAUGCUGGUGGCAUUCGAGGCCGGCAGCUUCGUCAGAGCUGCCGUCCUCCUCCUCUUCUACCCCUUCCUCCGCCUGCUAACCCUAGCAGGCGGACAGGGAGGGGAGCUCGAGCUGAAGCUGAUGGUUUUCAUCAGCUUCUUCGGGCUCACGCAGAAAGAUUUCAGCGUGGGGAGCAGCGUGCUCCCCAGGGCCUUUUUGAGUGACGUGGCGCUCGAGGCCUUCGAGGCCGCGAAAGGCGGCGGCCGCGGCGGAGGGAAGGUGGUGGCGGUGUGUGGGAAGCUGCCGAGGGUGAUGGUGGAGAGUUUUUUGAAGGAUUACUUGGAGGUUGAGUUUGUCGUGGCUAGGGAACUUAGGGUGGUGGGAGGGUAUUUUGUGGGAGCGUUGGAGGAGGAUUCCGGCGGCAGCGCCGGCGACGUGGUGAGGGCGAUCGGCGGUGGUGGUGAUGGUGAUGAUGAUCGGCCGGUUGGGAUUGCUAGGUUUAGUAGGGAUCUCGACGAUCAUUGUAUUUUCUCUCUUUGCAAGGAGAUUUACUUGGUGAGAAGGGCCGACAAGGCCAGCUGGCGAAAUCUCCCCCGUGAAAAAUACCCCAAGCCCCUCAUUUUCCACGACGGCCGCCUCGCCGCCGUGCCGACGCCGCUCUCCUUCCUCGCGCUCCUCGUCUGGACUCCCUUCGGCCUCCUCCUCGCGGCGGCCCGCCUCGCCGUCGCCAUCACCCUCCCCUACACCUUCUCCGUCCCCAUCCUCUACUUCUCCGGCUUCCGAACCGUCAUCACCCAAACCGCCACGUCACCACCAAACUCCUCCGCCGCCGCCGCGGCGGCGCAGAAAAAGGGUCAGCUCUACGUCUGCAACCACCGCACCUUGCUGGACCCGCUCUACCUCUCCUUCACAAUGAACAGAAAAUUCACGGCCGUGACGUACAGCCUGAGCCGGGUCUCCGAGCUGCUCUCCCCGAUUCCGACCGUCCGGUUGAACCGGGACCGGGUUCGGGACGCGGAGAUGAUGGACCGGCUGUUGGGCCGGGGUGAUCUCGUGGUCUGCCCGGAGGGGACCACGUGUCGGGAGCCGUAUCUCUUGAGGUUCAGCCCGCUUUUCGCGGAGCUGACCGACGAGGUGGUCCCCGUGGCGAUGGAUGUCCACGUGGACAUGUUUUACGGGACCACCGCGAGCGGGCUGAAGUGUUUGGAUCCGCUGUUUUUUCUGCUGAACCCCAGGCCCGAGUAUUGUAUCCGGGUUCUGGACCCGGUGUCGACUGGGCUUCGGCCCGGUGGGAAUGAUGGGCCGUCGAGGUACGACGUGGCGAAUCGGGUUCAGCGAAGGAUUGGGGAUGCGUUGGGGUUUGAGUGCACAAAGCUGACGAGGAAGGACAAGUACAUGGCUUUGGCGGGGAACGAAGGGAUUCACUACAACCCAUGAUUUUUUGCGUGACAGAUUGUGGUGCUUACAACGGCAUUUGUAACGACUUGUUUACGACGAGCAUAAUUGUUCGAUUAGGCGUUAUGCGAUUGUUGGAUGAAAGCGGAG
Molecule: messenger RNA, 1779 nt
Organism: Linum tenue
Lineage: Eukaryota; Viridiplantae; Streptophyta; Magnoliopsida; Malpighiales; Linaceae
Source: the annotation of a GenBank genome assembly